Molecule: messenger RNA, 6129 nt
Organism: Hypomesus transpacificus
Lineage: Eukaryota; Metazoa; Chordata; Actinopteri; Osmeriformes; Osmeridae
Gene: znf644b
Product: zinc finger protein 644b
Exons: 8
Coding region: 323-4234 (1303 amino acids)
Biological process (GO): regulation of transcription by RNA polymerase II
Cellular component (GO): nucleus
Molecular function (GO): DNA-binding transcription factor activity, RNA polymerase II-specific; RNA polymerase II cis-regulatory region sequence-specific DNA binding
Source: RefSeq, a predicted model, not a curated record
UCACGGUUCUCUCGCUACUACGAACAUCCCUCCCAGAAUUAUAGUUCAACCUGCAGAAUUUUAAGCAAAAUGGCGACAGUAUAAUGGAUGGAGGACGAAAAACGAACAGUGUCAAGUGUAAUAACUAACUUGUGAAUUGUUACAGUUUCCUGCGCUAAGGAGGCAACCUGCAAUUCUACGCUGACCAAACCCCUGACAAAGAGGUGCCACAUUGAUCGGAUGCGUCGGUCAAUGAAGUGCUAUCGUCUCAUCACAAGGUCGUUUUUUUGAAGAUUAUUUCAGUGAAACCAAUGUUUUGGAAGAGACUGAGUGUGUUGCAGAGAUGGCUGAUCUGAAGCCAAAUGCACAAGAGGACAAAGAUGUGGAACCAGAAUCUGACAGCUCAGGUCCCACCCAGGAACCAUUACACAGCCACCCGCUCUCCCUUAAGAACCAUGCUUCAGGUCUGUCAGAGCAGCUGUCCUCGGACGCACGCCGAAACCUUUUAAAUGGAGCCCAGCCGAAUCCAUUUGUAUACAACAGUGUCCCUGCUGUUCCCCACGCAGGCAAUUCGUUGCCUUUAGGAGCACGUGUUAAUGGACCUGGUUCACACCCCACCUCAGAGGAGAGCUGUGUCCUGAACAAAGGCAGCAUUUUACCCAACAAUGUCCUGGAUACGGCACGGCAACCGGAGGAGGACACAGGCCUUCAGGUGUUACCGCCACCCAUCGUGCUUCAAUCAGACGCUCGGAGAAAGACAGCGGGGUGUCUUCUGAAAACACUGCCCACGCAGCCGGGCGCCAUCACGCAACCGGGCGCCACCCCGCCGCCGUCUGACACCGAGAAGAGCGCGGCUGAACUUCUCCUUGCCCCUCCCCCGGGCCGCGGUCCAGACCAAACACGCGUUAGCCAAAUCUCGACGAACAAAAGAAUAGACGCAGGCUCGAUGUGGGAGUUUGACACGGAGUCGUCGGAGAGCUCCUCCGAUGACCCCAACGACGAGGACGAAGACGCGAACUGGGACCCUCAGAAGGAGCUCAUGCGCUUCUUGUGGAACGGCCACGCCGUAAACAGAAGCCUCGAGGAAAAUUCCGGAAGCCCCCGUUACGUGAGCCAAAGACGGAGGAAGCACAACAUCCACACGCCCUCACGCCAACACAAAGAAAGACGUUACUACGGCAAUGACGCAAACGAAGAUACGCAUAUCGACGCCAAUGAGGAAGACGACCACGAUUUUAAAUCUGCGGUCGCCGCAGCUUACAAAGGUUGCGAUAAGGACAAUCAAGACGACAUCGGCAGCACGAAACCGAAGAAACUGAAAAAGGAUCCGUCCGAACAGGAGCCGCCCUGCUUUCCAUUCACAAAGCGCAGUGUUCAUAUCAAGGAACAAAGGCAUUUGCAUAAACACAUGAUAUAUCAUUUAGAUGUGCGUAAUCAGGUGCGCCAAGAGAACGUCCCGCGACCUUUCAUAUGCAGAGAGUGUGGGCGUUCGUUUCGCGAUCACAGCUCCCUCUCGAAGCACAUGAUUAUCCACCAGGAACGACGGGAGAAACUCAUGGAGGAGAUCAAGGGACUCAGCCAGCGUCCGGAUGAGGGCAAGGGGGCCUGGCUGCAGUGCCCCCGGUGUGUGUUUGGUUCAAACUGCCCCAAUGCCUUCGUCCAGCAUGCCAAGACCCAUGGCGAGGGAGGUAGGGGCCGCCACAGCUGUAAAGAAUGCAACCAUGAUGCUCUGACGGAACAAGGCCUCAAAGCACACAUGCACAAAGUGCACUUUAAAACACACAGUAACACGUUCUCGAGCGAGGAGGACUCGAAGAUAGCCAUGUUUUGUGACGAUCCGGGUCCUGCUCUCUUUCACUGUAAAGGGUGUCCGUUCACCUCCCACAAUGAAAAUAGCCUCAAAAUGCAUUUGCGGUUGAUACACAAGGAGAUGUCUGAUGAGGAAUAUGAGAAUGCGCUUUCUGGCAAAGUGUCCAACUACAAAGAAUCAAUGUGCAAUAUAGAUGAGGUAGCUGACCAGUCCAAAAAUGCUGAUUUAAAACCAUUGCAGCUAAAGCCAAAGUUCUGUGUGAAAAAAACAGCCUUGUGGAAAGCUGCAGACUUGGCCUUAUGGACUAGUAGUAAAGCUGACUUUCACAUGAGGAACCCAGACACAGAGGAGUCGUACAAAGGUCUCGACUCCUCACAGUUCAAGCACAGUCUCGGCAGCUCAACAAACAAGCUGUCACAAUCUUUGCAGAGGAGUGACAAGCGGAGCAAAUUAUCUCUGCAACCGCACGAGAAAAUUGACGUGACAACAGGUCUCCCUUUUGUCGAGGAAGACAAUCAAGAGAAAGACCACAUAGGCGUCACGGAAAGGACAAAAUAUCCCUCGAACAUGGAUGUGCUGCUCACAUCCAAGACUGUUAAAUCCGAUCGGAUAUUCUGUCAUGGCUACAACUCUGACAGUCGGCAUGGAGACUGUGACUUAGCUGGCAGGAAUGUCGAAGAACAAGCUGUUUUCCAAAAGUCCUUAUCCAAAAGAAAAAUGUCAACGCCGUUGCGCAACGCUAUCGACAGGAGGGUUGAUGAUGCCUUACCGAGACUCCCCCAAAGGUCAAAGGGAAACGCCGCUCCUGAGGGCGCGGACGACGAAGACACGUACGACUUCAGCGACUACACCGGCGAGGCCACGGCACACUUCCUGGACAGCAACGAGAACGAGAAGAACCCCUACGCCCGCAGCUACUUCAUACGGAGACAGAGGGCCGCGGUUGAGGAGGACGCCGCCCCGGCCGACGACCCGUUCGAAAGGACCGACAGGGAGGACGACGACAGCAGCAACAUACAGCAGCUCGUCGUCAAGGAGGAGUGUAUAGAGAGCGCUGUUAGCGACGAUUUCCCGCCUUCGCUGGCCGCGCCCCCUCAUAGCGAGCCCUCGGAGAUGCCAUCCUUGUUGGGGACAGAGCAGAAGUCGUGUCCCUACUGCCCGGCAACGUUCGAGUCUGGAGUGGGCCUGUCCAAUCACGUGCGAGGACACCUCCAUCGAGUGGGGCUGAGUUACGACUCUCGUCACAUGGUUUCACCGGAACAGGUGGCGUCACAGGACUGUAAACCCCGCAUCCGCAGAAAGAUUCCUUCCGUGUCGAGGAGAGUCAAAAGAGCUGACAAGCCAGAGUCCCAAGGUGAGCACACCUGCCCCUUGUGCUGGGGCUGGUUCGAUACCAAAACCGGUCUGUCCAAUCACGUGAGGGGACACCUGAAAAGAAUAGGUACGACGAUCCCCAGCACCAGUAAGUCCCCUCUGUGCAUCCUCAACGAGCUGCUCCGGAACGAGAAAGAACACCAGAACGUUCUCCAGCUCCUAAACAGGAAGCAGUCCCGGUCUCGCCCCUUCGUCUCCCAGAAGUUCAUCGGCAGCGACGGGCUGUUCCUGAUGCCUACAGGCGUCCCGGUGAAGAUCCAACACGGCGUCCGGGCCGGCGCUCCGUGGGGGGGCGGUUUACCUAAAGAGGAGACAGAGGAUCUCUCCGACAAGGGGGUUGAGUCGCAGGCCCGGAGGGGGACUCCGUCCUCGUCCAGCACUCUGGUGGAGCUGCUGAAGAGGAGGAGAAAUCAGGAGCUGGAGGCCAGAGACGGAGUCAGGAAGCACUACACCGUGACCAAAGAGAACGCGGAGGGGACACAAGCAACCGGUUUGGAACCAAACUGGGCCCGUGAUGGGCCCGAAUCCAUUAAGAAGAUGUGCAUUCACUGCAAUACAAUCUUUCCUAGUGCUGUCAGCUUGUCCAAUCACCUUAGAGCUUACGCACGGAGGAAGAGGGUCGCAAUGCUAGAAGGCACAAGCUAUGAUUGUAAACAAAAGAAGUUGAGACCAAGACCCGGGCUUAAAAAGAAGGUUUUUCCUCAGUCGAAUGCUGUGGAGCAGAUCUACAGACUGACCUGCAGAUUCUGUGACCUAGUGUUCCAGGGCCCUCUGUCUGUCCAGGAGGACUGGAUCAAACACUUACAGAGGCACCUAAUGCACAUCGGCGUUCCUCACACUGGGACAGGUAUGGUGGAGAUUCUAGGUCUCCACCAGGAGAUGCCACCAUCGUCCAAUGAGGAGCCUGGACCGGAGCAGCACACGUUGCUGUCCAAUGAGGAGCCUGGACCGGAGCAGCACACGUUGCCGUCCAAUGAGGAGCCUGGACCGGAGCAGCACACGUUGCCGUCCAAUGAGGAGCCUGGACCGGAGCAACACACGUUGCCUAUGGGGCUUCCAUUGGUCUCCUGAACCACAGGGCUGUUUACACAUCCACUCUAUCACUUUAGAUCGAUCCUGCACAUGUAUAUUAUGGAUAGAUGCUGAGAAGUACUAUAUAAACGGACAAUGUUAGCGGUUAUAAAAGUGUUUAAGUCUUUCCUAUGAUGCACAAGGAGCUUCUUCUUCCUCUUUUGUAUGACCUCCCUUAGAAAAUAUACCUUGAUAGAUAACCAAACAUAUAUUGUUAAAUAUUUUAAGCGGUUGUGAUACAAAAAGCCUAUUAUCAAAGUUGCUUUUAGAGCAGCAGUCACAAAUUGUAUAUCAAAUGAUCUGCGCUUACUGUGUGCUGUAAAAAUGCAAUCUAUAAGCGAGGUUUUCAUAAUCUCACGCUGAAUAAUCGUUCCAUUUGUACAAUGCAACAAUGGCACACACAGUGUGUCUUGCUUCCUGUUUUUUGCACUUUAGCAGUCUGCUUGAAUUCAUUACCAAAAGAGACAACUCACACCUCAGCAUUGCUAGGAAUGCUUUGUCCACUUAGAGUAGCCUUAUAAGAUCCAAAAAUAGUGAACAGGGUCGGUUAUAUAUGUGUUAACGACUCAUUACUAAACUAAAGUACUUCCUGUCAGUUAAAGAUGUCUGAUUUUCCUCAAGAAUUAUGAAGAAAAUGUUGUUUAUCAAACAGAAACACUUUUUUUUUGUUUCUUCAAGUGGGUCUACAUAUCCCAUACCUCUAGAUUUUAGUGCUUUAAGUUUCCAGUCAGCUGAAAAAACUAUUCCAAAUUGUUUAUUUAAAGCACAUUAUUUUCGGCAAUUAAUCGAUGCUGUAGCUUCACCAAGCACAACAUUUCCAUGGUGCUAGUAAAAGGCAUAUAUUCGUCUUUACUCAUCAGGAUGUUUCAGAGAAGUAAACGCACACCAUCAAGAACUGGCUUCAGAAAACGCUCAAUAGUUUUGUAAGUCAACUUCUGGACUAAAACAGGUGUAAACAAACUAAGAUGUUCUAUGAAUGCCAAUACCAGGACCUCAUCCUCUUACCUUCUAGAGGCUUCUUAUUCCUGUCUAGGCCUGAAACCACAAGUAGAAACUGUGGCUUUUGUACAGAAUGCUCAUUUAUCCUUCAUCUUGGAUGUAUGAUGCUGGCAGAAUAUACAGUACCAUGUAUCAAGCAAUCUGUAGAAGUAUUACAGGCAGUAAGAUAAACUAUUGUAAUAAAAUCUCAAGAAUAUGAAAUAUGUAAGAUAAUGGUGUUCCAUCCAACCAUCCAAAUGGUUUUGUACAGUAUGCACACAUAAAAAGCACAGGCGUACUAUGGUAACCAAAAUGUAUAUGUGUACACAGUCGAUUGUGUGCUGGCAGGAAGUGAUGGUAACCAAAGAUAGGGUCUGGCUUACCGCCCCAAUGUCUGCAUGAAAUCCCUGCUCUCUGAUUCCUUGGUGAAUCAUACAAGAUUUGUAACCCUUCUUCAGAAUUGUUUCCAUCCUUCAUAUUGUGUCUUUUGUGUCCUUGGUCGGGCCAGAGUCUGUCCCCGGAGGGACAUGUGACUUGAUGACAUCUGCCAUUUUUUUUUUUACCUUUUGUUGUUAGCUUUUGAAGCGGCCCAUUUGAUAGAGCUGCUGUUUGAUAGCCACUUCUGGCUCUUCUAGUUAUCAGUGGCACAGGGGGCUAACCCCGCAGUUUAUCUUGGGCAGUAUUUAAAGCAACGAUCAAAGCUGUACAAACCAAUUGUCAUCAUGUUUUUCCAGAGGGAAUUUCGGAGUACAUUAAUGCUCUUUCUUUGGGAAAUAAUUGUGCCACUCUGUGACUUCAUUAGGUCUCCUGGCUGUUUCAAAAGAUGCUCUCCCUGGAGGUUGGAAGCCAAGUCUUCGGCAGACAGCAUCCCAAGGGGGCCGAAUGAAUAAAAUAAAAUAAAAGAGAUUAUAAUGAGA